Cyphomyrmex costatus is the source of this 2008-nucleotide messenger RNA. RefSeq names its product alpha-1,3-mannosyl-glycoprotein 2-beta-N-acetylglucosaminyltransferase (gene Mgat1). Gene Ontology annotation, biological process: protein N-linked glycosylation. Bases 411 to 1883 code for a protein of 490 amino acids. Lineage: Eukaryota; Metazoa; Arthropoda; Insecta; Hymenoptera; Formicidae. Gene Ontology annotation, molecular function: alpha-1,3-mannosylglycoprotein 2-beta-N-acetylglucosaminyltransferase activity. The record is from RefSeq and is a predicted model, not a curated record. The transcript has 13 exons. Gene Ontology annotation, cellular component: Golgi apparatus.
GCGUAACUCGAUCGACGGACACCAGGAUCUCGAGCUUAGUCCACGUGAAAGAACCCGUGUCGUUCCUCAUGUCACAAUGCUUGAUUUGCACACCAUCGUCAUCGUUGUCGAUCACCGCUAAAAUUACUCUCUCCUGCCCAUAAUAACGUAGUUCGGUCUGUUAUUUAUAUCGUAUUCACGUUGAUCAACGUGUGAUGUAAAUAAUGCUACUUACCAUGACUUAUACUAGUGAUACGAAAUAUGACCCUUCCAUAUGACUUGUGAUUACAAAGGUCUCCGUAUCGGGGAUAUGAUUGCAACGUUUAAGGAACGAGACUUGGACAACACAUUUAGGAAUCCAUGUGUAAUAAAUAUGUAUUGACAUACACUACGACGUGUGGAAAUCCUUUAAGGUGACACUUGGUUUUGUCAUGCGGAAUAGAUCAAUCAGUAUUAUCUUUGGGUCCCUUAUCUUAUGGGCUGUGGCUACAUACUUUUUAUUUUUGGAUCAACAAUCAGUUGGCAAGGAUCAGGAUAAGGAAAAGGAUAAGCUAUCAAAUCAAAUCAGCAGAUUGGAGAAACAAGUAAAACAGCAGAUAAUUAUAAACCAGGAACUCCUAGAAGGAAUCAACGAGAGCAAACGUCUUAAAAAAGAAUAUGAUAGAUUAAAUGCCCAGUUGUCGAUAGGUGACACGGAAAAAGAUAAAAACAAAAAACAUGAAGCCAAUAAGGAAAAAAGUAUACUAUUACAAAAACUCGCAAACAAAAAUAAAUGGAAAAUAUCUAAAGAUGAACAAAGCCCGACACAGGAAGUUGUUUUAUCUACUGAGGCAACACAUAAUACUCUUUCGAGACAAAGGCUUCCCGAUGGAUCUCCUAUAAUAGCUAUUUUGGUCGUUUCAUGUAAUCGUAUUACAGUAGAGCGAUGUCUAAAUCAAUUAAUUAAGUUAAGACCUAGUAAAGAACAGUUUCCAAUAGUUGUAUCGCAAGACUGUGAUCAUCGACAAACUGCUGAUGUCAUAGCAAAAUUUGGAAACCAGCUACUUCAUAUAAAGCAACCUGAUCAGUCCGAUAUUGAAAUACCACCUAAAGAAAAGAAAUUCAAAGGAUACUUCAAAAUCGCGCGUCAUUAUAAAUGGGCGUUAAAUCAAGUAUUUCUGAAGCUUGGGUAUAGUACUGCAAUUAUAGUUGAAGACGACUUGGAUGUCGCUCCAGACUUUUAUGAAUACUUCCUGGGAACUUAUCCUCUACUAGUGAAUGAUAGCUCUCUAUGGUGUGUAUCAGCGUGGAAUGAUAAUGGUAAAGCCGGCUUGGUGGACGAACAUGCACCACAUUUACUUUAUAGGACAGAUUUCUUUCCUGGCUUAGGUUGGAUGCUCACGCGUGAUUUAUGGUUGGAGCUUGCACCUAAGUGGCCCAAAUCAUACUGGGACGACUGGAUAAGGCAGCCGGAACAGCGUAAGAAUAGAGCUUGCAUCCGCCCGGAAAUCUCACGAACCAGAACAUUCGGCAAACUUGGAGUCAGCAACGGCUUAUUCUUUGAAAAACAUCUGAAAUACAUCAAACUGAAUGAACAAUUUGUGCCUUUCACCAAGAUGAAUCUAUCCUAUUUAUUAAAAGAUAAUUACGAUAUAGCUUUCGUCAACCAAGUGUAUCAAUCGACAGUGGUUAGCUAUUCAGAAUUGAAAAGUGGGAAUAUUGUUGCCCCUGGUCCAGUACGAAUACCAUAUUACACUCGUCAAUCAUUUAAAAAUAUUACCAAAUUGCUUGGUUUAAUGGAUGAUUUCAGGAGCGGUGUGCCAAGAUCAGGAUACCGUGGUGUGGUGACGUUUUUUUAUAAUGGAAGGCGCGUGCAUUUAGCACCAAGUGCAAAUUGGAGCGGUUACGAUAUAACGUGGAGCUAACAAAUAAUUAUGCUCUAUAAAGACUUGUAGAUUGCACAAGAAUAUCGCGUGCAUUUCUUCUUUGAUAUUUAACAGAUUAGGUAAUUUUAACAAUUGCGAUGAAUCAACAGUGAAAUUUAUAUUUA